CUUCGCUUUCUUCGCUUCUCGCUGUUUUUGUUUUGAUUCCACCAAGCAAAGCAACUGCCGUGUCGUUGUGCAGUUUGUUUGUUUGUUUGUUUGUUUUGUCUGGUGUGACAUACAAGCACAUCGACUUGGUGCAGCUACACAAUGGAGCGUUCGUCGGCAACACCAGAUGCAAAGCAGCCGCUGCGCGCAUCCUUCUUGGAAAACUCUCCAAGACGGAAGCGCCAGCUGCCAGAGCCUGCAGCAGGAUGCGGCAUGCGGCGUGCGCAGUCGCUCUCCUUCCUUCCAGGAUCAGGCGCGCAGGGGUCACGGAGAAGAUUGCCAGAUCCAGGCCAGGGCCGUCUCAUUCAGCACAUUGCGGCAAAGCUGAAGGAGGAGUCGCUCGUCAGAUUAAAGGUUGCGAAAGAGCUGAAGGAGGAGAAACGGCUGCGGUGGCGGACGGAGGACGAGCUGGUGGCGACGCAGAAGGAAGUUGCCCGGCUCACACACCUCCUCAACGCAAAGACAGAGGAGGCGUCGGCGUUGUCGCGUGACCUGGCCGAGGCGCGGCGGCUGCACGACACGACUGCCGACCGUCUUGCCGAGAUGGAGAAGCAGCAGCACGCCAUCAACGCACAGCGCCAGCGGCUGGCAGCGGACCAGCGGCACCAUCAGGAGCAGGAGGCUGCGCUCGAGCAGGCGUAUGAGGAGCUUGAUGCGGAGCGGCGGGAGACGGCGCGGCUGCGCUGCAAAUACGACGCCCUCAUAUCCGCCAUCGACGACUUCCAGCCAGGCGCAAGCAAGGUGCUGCUUGAGAAAGUUGCGGAACAGGAGGUGUCACAGGCGAAAGCGCGAACGUUCAGUGCCGUCGACAUUUGAUGCAAGUGUGAUGGUGGUCACUGGCAUACCUACGCAACAAAGUGUUCAUUCUUGUCGUUGGUCUGCACUCGGCAGGUCACGCGCCACCAUUGUCACAUGCACUUCACUCUUCUCUUAAUCAAAUCCACAUUACCUGGUUUUCAUUGUCCGUUUCUCCCCCUUUAUCCAUUCCCGCCUGCUGUUGUCGAUGUGGUCAACAGCACUUUCGACACACACACACACACACACGUUGUUCCGCUGUGCAUACGCAUGUACACUCUCUCAAGCCCUGCUUCUCUUGUGUUCACUUGGCCACGUGUAUGCAUCUGCGUUUUGUUGCCGGUGUUGAUGAUGGACGGACUGUGCAUGGAUUCAAUUCGCGAGUUGUUGAGGUUUUGUUUACCUUUUGUCAAUAAACGCA
This is a messenger RNA of Salpingoeca rosetta, 1255 nucleotides long. RefSeq lists its product as uncharacterized. The transcript is spliced from 11 exons. Lineage: Eukaryota; Choanoflagellata; Craspedida; Salpingoecidae. The record is from RefSeq and is a predicted model, not a curated record. The coding region runs from base 142 to 855 and encodes 237 amino acids.